Rhizopus microsporus ATCC 52813 is the source of this 1719-nucleotide messenger RNA. Its product is annotated as general substrate transporter. The coding region runs from base 1 to 1719 and encodes 572 amino acids. Gene Ontology annotation, biological process: carbohydrate transport; transmembrane transport. Lineage: Eukaryota; Fungi; Mucoromycota; Mucoromycetes; Mucorales; Rhizopodaceae. The transcript has 8 exons. Gene Ontology annotation, cellular component: membrane. Gene Ontology annotation, molecular function: carbohydrate:proton symporter activity. The record is from RefSeq and is a predicted model, not a curated record.
AUGGGUACCUAUCAGACAUACAGCAUAUUAUUCGUACUGACUCUAUCUUCUUUUGCUAGCUACGACAGCGGAAUUCUUACAUCCAUUCUCGUUUAUCCAUCCUUUGAUAAGAAAUAUGGCUUCUAUGAAGAUAGUCCAGCAGGACAUGCUAUUAUAUCAGUACCUUUAGCAGCAUCCUUUAUUGCUUCAUUUAUAUCAGGAUUUGUAGCAGACGCAUUAGGUAGAAAACAAUUCCUUUUUGUUGCUAGCAUCAUACACACCAUUGGCUGCAUUGUGCAAGUUGCAGGUCAAAAUACGCCUUCCUUUUUCGCAGGUAGGAUUCUGACAGGCUUAGGCGUUGGUAUAUUUGCUAUGCUUGUGCCUCUAUAUCAAAGCGAGAUUGCCAAACCACAAAACAGAGGACGAUUGAUCACAAUGUACCAAAUUUUUGUUACGUUUGGAUUCUGUGUUGCGUUUUGGACGGGGUAUGGUACAUACCACAUUGAAGGAGAGAGAUCAUGGAGAAUAUCAUUAGGUGUGCAGACCAUUCCGGGAGGAUUACUCCUCUUUGGUAUCUAUUUCAUACCUGAGAGCCCAAGAUGGCUGAUCUACAAGGAUCGAACUGAAGAAGCACUUAGGAUAUUGGCCUCACUUAGAUCGCGCGGAAAUGAGAACGAUGUGGAUGUGCGGAUGGAAUAUACAAGUAUUGUUCAGGACGUUUCUUUUGAUAAAAUGGCUUAUAAGCAUAGAUUCUUGAGCCUGCUUACAAAAGGGAAUGAUAACAAUCGCAAAAGAACGUUGCUCGGCAUAGGCAUCCACACAUUCACUCAACUAUCUGGAAUUAAUGCCAUUUUAUUCUAUUUCCCCCAUAUAAUCGAAAGUGCAGGAAUAUCUCAGAUUUACGCUGCUUUAUUAAGCAACGGUAUCGGUGGACUUGUCAACUUUGUUGCGACGCUUUUUGUGAUAUUAUUUAUCGAUCGUUGGGGUAGACGGCGAAUAUUGAUCACAGGUGCUCUGGGAAUGACUGUCUGUAUGGUGGCCAUUACAAUUGUAUCUGCCAUGUUUGAGAAGGCACUGACUGAAAAACAUAUAGAUAAUAACAUGAGCUUUAAUACAAGCAUCACCAAUAAAGGAGGCUCCAUAACUGUGACAGUGCUGCUGUGUAUAUUCAUAGCUGUCUUUGCUCUAAGUUGGGGACCUAUUGGUUGGAUAUAUCCUGCAGAAAUCUAUCCACAAAUGUUACGAGCCAAUGCUAUGGGUGUUACGACAUCAUGUAGUUAUUUAUUUAGUUUAUUCAUCGCCCUGGUUUCGCCCAUCAUGUUUAAGAACAUAUCAUGGCGAACUUACUUAUUCUUUGCCUGUAUGUGUUUGCUCAUGGGCAUUGUUGUUCAUUUGUUCUAUCCUGAAACUAGGGGACGAUCUUUGGAGGAGAUCCAAUUGAUCUUUAGUGGAGCACUCAUUGACCAAAGACCCGAUGCUCAUCACCCGUCUACUGCAGCAGAAGCAUUAAUUCAAUUAGAACAUAUCAAACAUCAACAACAACGUGAACGACUGGCAACACAGGCAUUUGAUUUACCCGUACAAUGGACUAUAUCUGGACCACAUGCAAGAAAUGAUGCCAGUAGUAGUACUAGUAGUUGUAAACUAGGAUCAACAGAAGAAAUAAGAUCUGUUCAAGUUCAUGAUUCUAUUGAACUAUCCCACAAUGUAAACAAGUCGCAUUCAACUAGUGUCAUGUAA